Melozone crissalis (California towhee) is the source of this 7523-nucleotide messenger RNA. RefSeq names its product kinetochore scaffold 1 (gene KNL1). Gene Ontology annotation, cellular component: nucleus. The record is from RefSeq and is a predicted model, not a curated record. NCBI's taxonomy places the organism in Eukaryota, Metazoa, Chordata, Aves, Passeriformes, Passerellidae. Gene Ontology annotation, biological process: attachment of spindle microtubules to kinetochore; protein localization to kinetochore; cell division.
AUGGCAGCAGCGGGGCGACCCGCGGAGGCCGCCAUGUUGUACGGCACAAGGGGGCGCCAUGUUGUACGGCACAAGGGGACAGCCGUCCUGUACGGCGCCAAUGUGUCGUCACCGCGGGGCGGGCGGUUGGAUUUGAACGGGGCGGCGGCGGCCGGGGAGCGGGAACCGGGGCCGGGGACCCGGAAACCGGGAUUCGGGAGCGGGGGGCCCCGAGCGGGAGGAAAAGCAUAUCCUUCAGCAAUGGACAAGAUUUACACAGACCCUAACAUGGAAAUGGAUAACACAGACCACAUCAGAAGGAAGCAACUGUCCUCCAUUUUAAAGGCUCCACGAGCUCCUCUGGAUGAUCUGGGAAAUGGGAAUGAAAUUACAGAGGACAUCCAUGGAGAGAGGCGCAGGAGGAGCUCGCGCAGGGUCAGCUUCGCCAGCACCAUCAACCUCAGAGUCUUCCAGCGAGAUCUUAAGACCAGCACAUCACAGACAGAAAAUACAGGGUGUUCAGCAGAUGAGAAGGAUGAUACCUUGACUAAUCAGAAUGAAGACCCUGGGCCUGUUCCAUGUGAGAUCACUGGGAUGAACACUCUGCUUCAUGCCCCCAUCCAGGCCUUGGGGCGGCAGACUGAGUGGCAUGACAUGGACCAUGCUGUUCCAAGGACAGACAGGCAGGACACCACCCUGCUCUUCUCGGAGGAGAAUGAGAUGGAGAUGACAGCCAGCCACACAGCCGUGAUCUCACGGAACCUCAGCACCCACCAGCCCGACAGAACUGAGAAAAUAGACUUCAACUCCUUCCUGGCUAAGUUAACCUCCAGCCAGGGGAAGGCAGAAGCCAGCAAGGAGUUGAGUUUGCUCCCUGACUCCACAAACCAUCCGCACCCCUCUUUGGAACAGAAGGAAGAAGCCACUCCUGUGAAAAAAAUAGAUUUCAAUGAAUUUCUGCUGAGACUGAAGUCAAACAAUCCUGCUGAGAGAGCUGACAAGGACAAUGUUUGCUGCGUCCCUUCCCAAGGCUCGGGAGAUGUGACGCAGCUGUCUGGGGAGUUUGGCUGUUCCCAGGAGCCGCUGGACACCUUCAAUGUGACAAGAGUGUUUCGAGGCAGAGAGGGUGGGAUGGACAUGACAAAAUGUGAGGCAGCUGACGUUAAAAUUCCAUUCCCUGGCAUCAGUGAGGUUCCAGCAGAGCAGUGGGAGUGUGGGGAUGUCACCCAGGCGUUUGCAGACGAGGGCAUGGACAUGACAACCAGUCACACUGCAAAGGUGUCCUUUGCCCUCUCCGCUGUCGGGAACCAAAGGCUCAACUUCCAAAAGGAUUUCCCACCCACGGAGUUAGAUAAUUCUGGGUUCAGGAGAGCAUCCAAUCCCAGUUUGAAUGUUCAGCAGGACCCUCAGCUCUGUGCAGACAGGAAAGCAGCCAGUGCUGAAGGCAGAGGAGAGCCCCCAGUGCUGCGGGCUGGCAGGCAGGAGGCCGGGGCACUGGCUGCCAUCCAGGGAUCUGUUUCAUCCGAGACCAUCUUCCGAGGGAACAAAGCCAUUGUGUUCUCCGAGUGUGAUGACAUGGAAAUGACUGGGAAUUACACAGACAUCAUCUAUGAGGCCAGCACCACAGAACACAGCAGUUCAUGCCAUAAAACCUGGGAAAAGCCAGUGAGUAGAAACCCUCUGCUGGCACGUGGUGACAUCCCAAAGGGUCUGGCACCUGCAGAUAAUCCUGCUGCUGGGCCCUAUAAAAACAGUGCCCUUGAACUGCCUUCAGCCUCAGGUGGACACAUGGAAAAUGUGUCUCAAGCUUGUCCUGCUACAGCCAGCUCUGGGUUUGGCUCAUAUACACAUUUUGUAGCUGGUGGUGUUCUGAAGAGCAGGUUUGAUCCCUCUGCAAACCCCCAGGUUGUUUUUUCAGGUGAGAAGACAGUAAUAUUUGGAGGAGAAGACAUGGACUUGGCUAAAACCUUUGUUAAGGAUGGUGGAGAGAAUGUUGAUAAUGAACAUCCCACUGCAGUGCUCACCUCUGUCACGUGCAAACCUCAUUUCCUGGGCAACAGAUCCAUGUCUUCCAAUGUAACUGAGCAGGAAGAAAUGGAAAUAACAAGAUGCCACACUGUUUUCUUUGAUGGUCAAAGCAGUGGGAUAACAGCAGAGCCAAAACAAAUGCCCUGUAAAAUCAUUCCAAGAAAGAACCAGAACAAAAACGUCACUGAGGGUGACAUAUCUGUAUAUUCUGUAGAUAUGGACAAGGAAAAUGUUGAAGUGAGGAAUAUUGAUAGGAGUAUUAAAAGGAGCCAGGCUAUGGAGAGGAAUGCUCAAGAUCUUCAGAUGAUAAUGGUUGAUAAGAAGCUGGGAAAAACCAACUUCCAGGCAAGUGGUCUGAGUUCCUGUGCCAAGAGCAUGUGUCUGCUGCAAGAGCAAAACAGAGGAGUCCCCGAGGACGUUGUCACUGACACUGGUGCAUCCCUGUCUUUGCAAAGCCAAGAAGUUGCAUCACAGCCUCUGGGAGAAAACCUUCCAAGCCCCUCAGAUUUCUGCACAAAUGACACAACAGGAGUGUUUUUAGGUGACCAAAGCAUGGACAUAACCAAAGCUCAUCCUGCUGCCUUUGAGAUUGCUCCUACUAACAUAGAACAAGGAUUUAAUAAUCAAAACACUGCAGUAUCCAAGCAGCUGCAAAACCAGCCCUUCCCACUUUCCAGUGGUCAUGGUGGGGAUAUCGUGAGUCAAACUGCAGCAAUGGAAUGUGGGGACUUGAAAAUGAACACCAACAAGCAAAUUGUUACUGCUUUGGCUCCAAGUGGUUCAUUUGCUUUUAAUAACAAUCCUGCUCCCUCAGGAAUGACAGGAAAUGAACAGUCUGGGACAGUAAUAGGAAUAAAUGCAGAGGGCCAAAACUCAGAGAGGCAAGAGAAACCCCAGCCUGUGAGGGCAGUAAGCAAAGUAUUGCCAACCCAAGGAGACUCUGACAGACAUUUUUCCAUGGGUGAAACAGGUUCUUCAAGAGAGGAUUUAAAAACUCCUCCCUCAGCUCCUGGGCUGCUCCAGAGGGAUGCAGAAGAACCAGUGUGGGCCAGGACAUCUGAGGCACCCAAGGAAAGUUCCCAGUUGUCUUUCUCUGGAGAAAAGUCUGUUGUGUUUCCCCAUGGUGAAAACAUGGACAUGACUGGCAGCAGUGUGGUGAUGGUUCCAGUUUACACCAUCAGUGUUUUGCCACAAAACAAAGCAGCACCUGGAUGCUUUGGUCAAGGUGGAAAGGAAACACUGUCCUUGGAAAAAGGGGUCACCACGACAACGCCGGUGGAGCAGGGCGGGCAGGAGGCUGCACGUGGCAGAAGCAUCAGCUUUGCUCUGGCUGAGGACAUGGAGAUCACCACAAUUCACACAGGGUGGCACAGACAGCCCAUCCCAGCCAUUCCUGCUGACAGAACCAUUGUGUUUGCCCACGACCAGGAGGACAUGGACAUCACUGCAUCCCACACUGUUGCUGUCAGUAAGAACAUCUGUGGGUUUGAGGCCCAGCAGGUGCCCCACACAAACACCCAGCAGCCACCACAGCACAUGCAUGGGGAGCUGGUGCCCUGCAGAGGGGAAAUGGAUUCCUCACAAUCUGCCACAAAACCUCUUCCCUCUUCUGCCUCAUCAGUCUCAGCAUUUCCUAGUGAGAAAGGAGCUACCCAGGUCCCCAGUGGCACAGCACCACAUUCCAUUUAUUCUGUCUCCCUUCAGGAAAGUACUGUGGAUGUGGGGGCACCACAGGAUCAUGGCCUUCCCACAGAUAAUUCUGUCCCUGUGAGCAGGGAGCAGGAUCUCACACCACCAGAAAAACUGCAGUCAAAGGGAAUAUCUUUGGAGUUCCCAAGCAAAACAGAUUUCAAUGAAUUUCUGCUGAGACUGAAGUCAAACAAUCCUGCUGAGAGAGCUGACAAGGAUUGUUUGAUCCCUGUGGAUCACAGGGAAGAAAGUGGCACUUUGGGAUCCUGUGUUGCCUUUCCCAUGCAGGGAUCAGAUCCUUGGAAGGCUCAUCCAGAUGCCCCUGGUACUCAGAGGAACCAGCUAGUGGAAGAGGAUUCAUCUCAGCCUGGAGAAUCAGCUUUGGGCUUGGCUGGAGCAAACCUCCUUCCUGCUGCUGACAAGGAAUCCAAGAAAAAUGAGGAGCUGUCAGCUGAAGGGGAGGCAUCUCCAAAAGAUUUCCAAAUAAACUCUGAACAAGCCAGGCAGCCUUUGGUCAGUGACAGUUCAGGGGAUCAGACACAAGCCAUUCUUCCACCAGAAGCUUCAGGAAUUAUAGGUGUUUGUUCAAAACUGCUGAGUUUGACAAGGAAAUCUAUUUCUGUUUCCAAAACUGCUUCUUCUGACCAGUUGCCCAGUUCCUCAGCUCAGCCAGAAGAUACCCUGAGGUUGGGAAAAAACACUGUCAGUGAAGCAAAUAACUUGUUUGAGCCCAAAAAGCAGGAGAACACAGGUCUGGAAUCUGGAGCUGAUCCCAUAGGGAUGGCACCAAAGGAUAAAUAUCCAGGAAUAAAUAUCCCUCUGGGUAUAUUCCAGCCUAAAUUACCAAACAAGAGAAAUCGUGUUUCCAGUGCACAGGACAUAAAUACAAAAUCAGGCAGAGUAGAAGCCCCAGUUCCAGCCAACACCAGAGAAACCCCAGGUAACAAGUCCAGCAGGCAGAACUUCAGUCCUUUUCAGUUCGUAGCAGAAGAAUUUCUCCCUGUGUGCCUGGAGGAAAUGGAUUCCAAUGAAUCUGUCAGCUCCGAACUCAUGGAAAACCCUUGGGGUGAUAAAAAUAAAAAUAAAAAACAAAUUCCCCACUCUGAAAAGGAUCCAUUUGAAGAGACAAAAAGUUGCAACACGAAAAGAGCUUUAGGACAAACUGAGGAGGAUGCUCAGAGCCCAAAGAAGGCCAAGAGGGAUCAACAUGUGGAUGCUGGCGCCUCUCAGGACUUGGAGGUGACUCUUGAUGUUGUGCCCCAGGACCAAGCAGAAGCUGAUGAAGCUGCAGAGCCUCCAAAUCUCUCAGCUAAAAGCCCUGAGUGUCCCCAGGCCAGCAGCAGCAGCUCCCUGGAUUCUGUGAAGGCUGACAUAGAGUCCACAAUCCAGCGCAGCAGCCAGGUGGAAUCCCAGCUUCUCACGGACAGCAUUUGUGAGGAAAAUUUAUGGGAGAAAUUUCAGAGUGGUGCUAUCACGGUUGGGGAGUUUUUUACCCUUCUUCAAGUGCAUGUUGUGAUCCAGAAGCCCAGGCACAGCCAGCUUCCAGCCAGUUGUGCAGUGAGUGCACCUCCCACUGCAGAAGAUCUCAUCCACAGCCAGUACGUUCACCGGCCCAAGCUGAGGAUUUAUGAGGAGGAUUGCCAGGACCUGUCUCAGAUAAUAGUGGAGUUAAAACCACAUGUGAGUGUCCUGGAUCAGCCCCUGGUGAAUGUGACCAGGACUUUGUGGGAAGUAAUGAGAACCUGCACUGAUGAAGAGCUGAGUAAGUUUGGAGCAGAACUGAACAAGAUGAAGUCCUGUUUCACCAAGGAGGCUAAAAUCUUUUCUCACAAUGAGAAGGAGACAUUGUACAGGAAACUGCUGCAGAGUGCUGAGGAGCAAUACAGAAAGCUCCAAUCAAGAAUAGAAAAGGUGGAUGAAUGGGUGAAGGAGGCAGAGAGCUCCGUGGUGGCUCUGGAAUCAGAUUCUUUUUGGGAUGCAAAGGAAGCUGGCUGCAGUGCUGGAACAUCAGGAGGGCAGAAUGUGCAGGAAGAAUUGCAAAACAUCACAGCCCAAGAGGAGGAACUUCUGAGAGAACUGUCACAGAUGGAUGCUGAAGAUGAGCUUGAUUUGGCUGAGAUGGAGAAGCUCAAGAAGACUGAAAGGGCCUGCCGGGAAAUCCUGGAGAAAUAUGACUUCACUGAGUGGGAGCUGACAGAAUGGAGUGAGCAGCAAGCUGUCUUUAAUUUCCUUUAUGAUUCUCUGAUACUCACAGUUGUGUUUGGACCCCCAAUAGAUGAUGAGGUUUUCGCUGCAUAUCCUUCCAGGAGCAUCGCGAGCCUGGACUUUGAAUCUUUCCUGGAUGAGGAACAAGCUCCACCCUCCUCAUGUUUAGUCCAAAAACUCAUCUUCCAGUUUAUUGAAAGUCAGGGAUGCUGGCAGAGGAAGUGUCCCAAACUGUGCUACUUGCCCCAGGCUCUCUUUGACAUCUCCUUGGUGGUGAGUCGCUGCAGAAUCUUGGGAGAUGAGUUGGAUUUUCUGCAGAGGUGGGGAGCAAAAUUCCAGCUCCUGGAGACAGAUAUCAAAGACACAGAGGUGAAGCUUCUGUUCUCCUCUUCAGUGGCUUUUGCCAAGUUUGAGUUGACUCUGGCUCUCUCUCAUGAUUACCCAGCUGCUGUGCCUCCCUUCAGGGUCCACACCCACAUUGGGGAUAUCGGGGAGAAGGAAGUUGCUGCUGUUCUCUCCAGAGUUCCAGUUGGCCACCACUAUCUAAAGAGAGCAGUCACCUCCAUCCAUCAGAAUCUGCUCCAGGCUCCCAGAUGAUCUGCUGCACCCACAGGCAGGACUGAAGCAGUCAGAAUGGGUGCUCUGUGAGUUUGCUCUUAGGAGAAUUCCAGCUGUGUCUCCCUGGAAUGGGAAUGCUGACACCCACUCAGCUCUAGAAUUCCUGCCUAUUUGGUGUCCUUGUGGCUUAGACCAAGUAGAACCCUUGGUGUAGGCCACAGGUUUCACAAGGGCUGGGGUGUCUGAAGAGGAGAAGAAGGAAAUUCCUAGAUCCCUGCUAAGUUCAAGGUGGUUUUUAUCUUCUGCCAGUCACUGGUGGUCAUUCCUGGCACAGUCAGUCAUGAUUGGAUAGCCAUUCCAAGCAUGGAUAUUCUUCUGCCAUACCUCAUUAAUUUUGUCAUUUACAGAGCACUUGGAAAAAGCAAUGAUGAGCAUUCUCUAAAUUAUUACAAUUGGAGUUUAAUUCUGCUGUCAUUAUUCCACUACCACGUACAAUUUAACAGAUCCCACCACAUCUGGUGUUUAUCCAUUGCCUGGCACCCCUCCCAGGCCAGACACUAUCCCUGCAUCUGAUUAAUUAACCAGUUAACCUGUAGCAAUUCACCCCAGAAACCAAAGUCAGAAAUAUUUUUGGAAUUAAGGCUAAAAAUCCCUGUGCUUGCCCACAGACUUUGAGAUGCAACAGCCUCAGCGCCAUCACUGUGAUUCCCUGGCAGAAGUCAGUUCUUUAUUCAUUGCCUUAGUCCAGCACAAUCCCUGGGUGCUGGGGCACUGUCCCAGUUUGGAAUGCCAUGGAAUUUUAGUGAGGAGACUGAACUCCUUAAACUUGGGAGUAUCUGUGAGCUCUAGCUUGGUUUUGUGUAUAAUUUUGUGUAUUAUGUGGGUCUUGCUGUUGGAACUGAUCUCACCCUGUGUUACUGAGCCCAAGCACCAGCCCUGGCUCAGCUCUCAGUUCUGCAGCUGCAAAUCUUUGUACCCUGUAAAAUAUGUUGAAUUUAAAAAUGUUUUCCUGUAUUUUAGUGUUUAUAUAUUUUGUCUUUUUCCAAAGUUUGUGUCUGUUUGAA